Messenger RNA from Meloidogyne enterolobii, 147 nucleotides. NCBI's taxonomy places the organism in Eukaryota, Metazoa, Nematoda, Chromadorea, Rhabditida, Meloidogynidae. The record is from the annotation of a GenBank genome assembly.
AUGAAAAUGAGCCCUACAGAAUUAGGAAGGAUGGCUUCUGUGCUACAAGCUAUUGCUUCUAGUGAUGAGAAUUCUGGAUUUACUCCAAAUGAGGCAGCAGAUUUCCGUUUCUUUGUGCAAAAACUUCAGGAAACUGGCUUUUUCUGA